This is a messenger RNA of Panthera uncia (snow leopard), 957 nucleotides long. RefSeq names its product RAS like proto-oncogene A (gene RALA). NCBI's taxonomy places the organism in Eukaryota, Metazoa, Chordata, Mammalia, Carnivora, Felidae. Gene Ontology annotation, biological process: Ras protein signal transduction; regulation of exocytosis. The record is from RefSeq and is a predicted model, not a curated record. The transcript has 5 exons. Gene Ontology annotation, cellular component: plasma membrane. Bases 274 to 894 code for a protein of 206 amino acids. Gene Ontology annotation, molecular function: GTPase activity; GTP binding; GDP binding.
CUGCGGCGGCUGCUGCAGAGCGGCCAGGAGGAGGGUGGAUCUCUGGAGAGCGGAGCGCCCCUAGUCCUCCUCCUCCUCCUGCCGCCCAGGCUCCGCCGCCGCCCGUCGGACUCGUCCUUCUGCCUCUCGCGGCGGGGAACCUCCCAGACGACCAGGGCUGAGCUCUCUCCGGCCGAAGCCAGCUCAGCCGCGGCUUCCGGAGCCCGCGGGGCGGCAGACCGGCUUGCGGUGCAGAUUCUUCUUAAGCCUUUGCUGAAAACUCUUUGACACAAGAUGGCUGCAAAUAAGCCCAAGGGUCAGAAUUCUUUGGCCUUACACAAAGUCAUCAUGGUGGGCAGUGGUGGUGUGGGCAAGUCCGCUCUGACUCUACAGUUCAUGUAUGAUGAGUUUGUGGAGGACUACGAGCCUACCAAAGCGGACAGCUAUCGGAAGAAGGUCGUGCUGGAUGGGGAGGAAGUGCAGAUCGAUAUCUUGGAUACAGCUGGGCAGGAGGAUUACGCUGCAAUUAGAGACAACUACUUUCGGAGUGGGGAGGGUUUCCUCUGUGUCUUCUCGAUUACAGAAAUGGAAUCCUUUGCAGCCACAGCCGACUUCAGGGAGCAGAUCUUAAGAGUAAAAGAAGAUGAGAAUGUUCCAUUUCUGCUGGUUGGUAACAAAUCAGAUUUAGAAGAUAAAAGGCAGGUUUCUGUAGAAGAGGCGAAAACCAGAGCCGACCAGUGGAAUGUCAACUAUGUGGAAACAUCUGCUAAAACUCGAGCUAAUGUUGACAAGGUAUUUUUUGACUUAAUGAGGGAAAUUCGAGCCAGAAAAAUGGAAGACAGCAAAGAAAAGAAUGGAAAAAAGAAGAGGAAAAGUUUAGCCAAGAGAAUCAGAGAAAGAUGCUGCAUUUUAUAAUCGAAGUCCAAACUCCUUUCUUAUCUUGAUCAUACUAAUAAAUAUAAUUUAUAAGCAUUGCCA